AUGAAGUUCAACUCCGCUGCUAUUGUAGCCAUCUUGGCCUACACCACCUUAGCUCUGCCAACGCCAUCCCCAGGCAAAACCGAUGUUGGCAAAGUUGAUCUUGAGAGCCGAAAUGGCAAGAUGGAUGUCGGCAAGGUUGACCUUGAACGACGAAACGGCAAGAUGGAUGUUGGCAAGGUUGAUCUUGAACGUCGAAACGGCAAGAUGGAUGUCGGCAAAGUUGAUCUUGAGCGUCGAAACGGCAAGAUGGAUGUCGGCAAGGUUGACCUUGAACGACGAAACGGCAAGAUGGAUGUCGGCAAGGUUGACCUUGAACGACGAAACGGCAAGAUGGAUGUCGGCAAGGUUGACCUUGAACGUCGAAACGGCAAGAUGGAUGUUGGCAAGGUUGAUCUUGAACGUCGAAAUGGUAAGAUGGAUGUUGGCAAGGUUGAUCUUGAACGACGAAACGGCAAGAUGGAUGUCGGCAAGGUUGACCUUGAACGUCGAAACGGCAAGAUGGAUGUUGGCAAGGUUGACCUUGAACGUCGAAAUGGUAAGAUGGAUGUUGGUAAGGUUGAUCUUGAGCGUCGAAACGGCAAGACAGACGUCAGCAAUGUCGAAGACAAAUAUUAA
Trichoderma virens Gv29-8 is the source of this 615-nucleotide messenger RNA. RefSeq lists its product as uncharacterized. Lineage: Eukaryota; Fungi; Ascomycota; Sordariomycetes; Hypocreales; Hypocreaceae. The transcript has a single exon. The record is from RefSeq and is a predicted model, not a curated record. The coding region runs from base 1 to 615 and encodes 204 amino acids.